Microplitis demolitor is the source of this 999-nucleotide messenger RNA. RefSeq names its product E3 SUMO-protein ligase ZBED1-like. The record is from RefSeq and is a predicted model, not a curated record. Gene Ontology annotation, molecular function: DNA binding. Lineage: Eukaryota; Metazoa; Arthropoda; Insecta; Hymenoptera; Braconidae. Bases 73 to 999 code for a protein of 308 amino acids. The transcript is spliced from 2 exons.
CUAAUAUAUAACGGACUUUGAGUAAAUUUUUUGAACUAACAAAUAAAUCUGAUUUUAUGAUUGAUUGUAAUAAUGACAUCAAGAAGAAAACACAGUUUUUUAUGGAUGCAUUUCACUGAAGAAACUGAGAGUAAGAAAGCAAAAUGUAAAUAUUGUUCGUCGUAUAUUAGCUUUGCUGGUGGUUCAAAUGGCAAUCUUACCCGACAUAUGAAAACAAAGCAUCCUACAAUUCCUUUAGCUCCGGAACGGCAAGAUUUUAUAGAUUUAUCUGAUUCAGAUCCUCCUCAAACAAGUCAAACUGCAUCAAGGAAUAGUAAUUCUCAAUCCUUAGCAAUUUCAUCAUCGUCAUCGAUAUCAGCAGUAUCAUCGCUUCAAAAUUCAAUAAUUCAAUAUAUUCAUAAGAAACCACCCAUUCGAAAAGUUCAAGAAAUCGACCGACAAGUUGUCAAGAUGAUUGCUAAGGGACAUCAUGCUUUAAGAAUAGUUGAAGAACCUGAAAUGCGUAAACUAAUUCAACUAGUUUCAAAUUGUCCUGGGUAUCAACUUCCCUCUAGAAAAACAGUAUCAACUAAUUUAAUGUCUAAUGUCCAUCAAGAACUACAAAGCGAGGCUCGAAUAAAGAUUAAAGCUGCAGUUGCACUAUCUCUGACUACUGAUGGUUGGACGUCUAGUAAUAAUGAAAGCUAUAUAGCUGUAACAGCCCAUUUUAUAGAUGAUGAAACCAAGCUUUGUUCUAUAUUACUCACUUGUGAAGCAUUUAAUGAUAGACAUACAAGCGAGAAUUUAUGUGACUUUUUGAGGAAUGUCAUGAUAGAUUGGGAUAUUUUGCAUAAAGUUACUGCUGUUGUUAGUGAUAAUGCAUCGAACAUUAUAAAUGCUGUUAAACUUGGAAAGUGGCGAUCAAUUGGUUGCUUCGCUCACACUUUAAAUCUUAUCGUCCAAACUGCUACUAAAGAAAUAUCUGAUGUUUUAGUGCAAGUUAAAAGUAUUGUUGAAUAA